Molecule: messenger RNA, 1038 nt
Organism: Exophiala mesophila
Lineage: Eukaryota; Fungi; Ascomycota; Eurotiomycetes; Chaetothyriales; Herpotrichiellaceae
Exons: 1
Coding region: 1-1038 (345 amino acids)
Biological process (GO): base-excision repair, AP site formation
Molecular function (GO): mismatch base pair DNA N-glycosylase activity
Source: RefSeq, a predicted model, not a curated record
AUGGAGCAUACGGAUGAGCGAGAUGAAUCUGCCGAGACCAAGGACUCCCAAAAGAAUGCACAACGUAAGGACGAGAUCUAUGGCCACUUAACUUUCUACCGUGAGACUAAUGAGAUGACAGUUGACUUCAGAUCCCGGCUGAAGCAAUAUGCGUAUUCGAACCCCAUAGAUACUCCUACACAAAGACGUUCGACCCGCCUCACUGAAGCCUCACCCAACGCAUCCCUUGAGGUUUCGUCUUCAAGUCCCAGCAAGAAACGGACCAGGGACACUUGGUCCUCUCUCCACAGCAUCACCGCUAGUAACGAAAACAACUCGGUGAUCAAGCAGGCAGAGGAACAUGGUCACAAUGCUUUGACACCACCAUCAGCCAAAAAAAGACGAAGCACAACGAAAGAAAGGUCUGCGAGAGAUCCUCAUAGUCCGGACAACAAAUUGGUCGACAGUCUUCGCCCUGGCCUCACACUUGUCUGCAUUGGGCUGAAUCCAGGCUUGAUGACUGCCGCAACUGGACACGCCUACGCACAUCCCUCGAAUCGGUUUUGGCAUCUUCUCUACGAGAGUGGAAUUACAUCCAAGAAACACCAUCCAUCUGAAACGAGAGACUUGAUGGAUUUAUACUCGAUUGGCAAUACCAACAUCUGUGCUCGACCUACGCGGAGUGGGGAUGGUUUGACGCGGGAGGAGAUGCAACAGGGGGCAUUAUUACUAGACAGCAAGAUUGCAGAAUUGAGACCUGAGGCCGUCGUGAUCGUGGGCAAGGGUAUUUGGGAGGCGGUAUGGAUGAUGAAGAAGGGCGAGACCAAGUUCAAGGACCCUGGAUUCCAUUGGGGAUGGCAGGAUCGAGACAUGCAGCUUGGCCGAGUCAUGGGGAACAAUGGUCAGGUCGUCUGGCCUGGGUCCAAGACGUUUGUGGCUACCUCGACGAGUGGGCUGGCAGCAACGUUGAGACCAGAGGAGAAGCUGGCUAUCUGGCGUCCAUUGGGCGAUUGGAUGAUUGCGAAGCGGGAACAGGCGCAUGCCGCUCGAAGCUUAUGA